GUGAGCAGACAGUUCAAGCAAUGUCACAGGACAACAUCCUGGGCAAAGUCAAAACUCUUCAGUCGACUAAGCAGUAUGUUCCUGCGACAGUUGGGCACGAACAUCAAGUUUGGGCAGCCACCACCCAAUGCCAUUCCCAUGAAGAAGGCAGACAGUGGCGAGGCUCACUUGGAAGAGGAUCCGUUCCUGACCAGUCCCAUGGAAAUUGUGGCUCAGCAGGACGUCAUCCUCUCAGACACCGAGAACAAAUCCAGUGAGACGCCAAGUUCUCCGAGUCCUCUGAACCCGCCUGGAGCCGGAAGUGAGAUGGAAGAGAAGGCUGCUCCAGUUAAACCGUCUCGGCCAAAAAGGCACUUCUCCUCUGCCGGCACCAUCGAAAGCGUCAACCUAGAUGCCAUCCCCCUGGCCAUCGCCCGCCUGGACAACAGUGCCGCCAAGCACAAACUGUCCAUUAAGCCAAAAAAACAGAGGGUGUCAAGGAGGCACAGGCGACUUGUCGGGGAUCGACAGAACGAGCAAGGUGGCUUCCGGCAUCAGCUGUCCCUAGACCAGAAUGGGCACCCUGGAGAAGACAAGCCAAUCUGGCAUGAAGAGGAGCCAGAGGCGCUGGACUCGGAGGAAGAGAAGCGACGCCAAGAAGAAUACUGGCAAGAACUUGAGGCCAAGUGCAAACGGCAAAAGGCCGAAGCGGCAGAGAGGCGACGCCUGGAAGAGCAGAGGCUCCAGGCCCUGGAGAGGAGGCUUUGGGAGGAGAAAAGAAGGCAGGAGGAGCUCUUGGAGGAGGAAGGGGAGGAAGAGGAGGGAGAAGUACAGCUAGAGGCAGCAAAGAGGCAGCGUGAAGAGGCGGCACAGAGUCCGGAAGAGCCAGGCUGCCGAGACCCAGAGCGGAGGGAGCAAGACGAAGGAGGGCCCCCGGAAGCCGAGGAGCCGAGACGCCUGGAGGAAGAGGCGUGGCGCCUGGCGGAAGAGGCGCGGCGCCUGGAGAGACGCGCGCAGCAGGAGGAGCUGGAGGCUCGGGGCCGGCAGGAGGCCGAGGAGCUGCGGCGGGAAGAAGAGGAAAGAGCGUUGGAGGAACUCAGAAGACUGGAGGAGCAGAGGCGGCGGGCGGCCGAGAAGCAGCGGCUGGAAGAGGAGAGGCGGCGGGAGGAGCUCAGGCGGCAGGAGCUGGAGGCGCAGAGGCAGCGGGAGGAGGAGGAGAAACGGAUGCAGGAGCUCAAAAGGCAGGAAGAGCUGGAGGCGCAGAGACUGCGGGAGGACGCGGAGGCGAAGAGCAGGCAGGAAGCGGAAAAGAAGCUUCAGGAAGCACCGAGAGUGGAAGAGGAGAAUCAGCCGCUGCUGGACCACAAAAGGGGCUUGAGGAGCCCAUUUCAGAGCGACAUUGCAGAGAAAGCAGAACAAGAACACCUGAAACUCGAGAAGCCAAGAGAAAACUCUGAGGAACCGAGUAUUUGGGUGAAGCAGAGCCAAGAGGCCACCGAGCCAUCAGGCGAGCAGCCCGGAAAGCAGGGGGAUGUUCCCGGGGAUCAUCGUUGUGGAUGGCAGGAAGAGAGGGAAGAAACCAACGCAGAGCCGCCCCAGAAACAAGAGGCCCAGGUGGAAGAGGCGUUGGCUCCAGGAGAGAAGAAAGAAGCUGCCGCUCCAGAAACAGACAGAAAGGUGGAGGAACUCAGAUGGCAGGAGGUAGAUGAGAGGCAGACCAUGCCCAGACCCUACACUUUCCAGGUGUCAUCUGGAGGGAAACAAAUUCUCUUCCCCAAAGUCAAUCUGAGCCCGGUGAAGCCCAUGAAAGAUGAGGGGCUUGCCUCUGGUCCCCAAGAGCCAAAGGUCCCCAAAGCCAGCCCGGCCUCCCACGCCCUGCCCUCGUCCCUGAGCAUCCCACACACGGCCAUUCUGGUUACGGGAGCCCAGCUCUGCGGCCCAGCCGUCAACCUGAGCCAGAUCAAGGACACAGCGUGCAAGUCUCUUCUGGGCUUGUCAGAAGAAAAGAAGCACGUAGAUGUCCCUGCCCUGGAGAACCCACCCCGAGCCCCAGGCGACCCCCGGGCAGGAAGUGGGAAGACCAGGCCCUCACAGGAGUCUCCGAGCAGCAUGGCCGCGCUCGCUGAGUGGGCUUCCAUUCGGUCCAGAAUCCUGAAGAAUGUAGAGAGUGACCAGCGCGGCGAGAGAGACGAGUCUCGGCCGGGUGAUGAACAGACUCCCAGGGGCCGAUGUGAUUCCCGCGGGAACCUCCGGAGGACCCCGCCGGUAAAUGCGAAGUUCUCCAUUAAGCCUGCCUGGCAGAAAUUCUCUGAUGGGGGCUGGGAGACCUCCAAACAGAACACGGAAGCGGAAAGCAUUAGAAAAAGAUCCCUGCCGGGCCCCAGCGAAGAGGCCCGGCCCCAGCUCGCUGCUGCUGAUACUAAAGAGCCUGUGAAGGGUGCAGAGAAACCGGGGGCGCACCAGGAGCCAACGGACACCACAGAGGGGUGCAAGUUUGCCAAAGACCUUCCAUCUUUCCUUGUUCCAAGCCUUCCUUACCCUCCACAGAAAGCAGUGGCCCAAGCAGAACCCGUGGUCACUUCGGACAGCGAGACCACAGGUGGAGUAGGAAAGCCGGAGCCCGUGAUGCCAGGUGGGGAGGAUAAAGCUUCCCCUUUUGGAAUAAAAUUGAGAAGGACCAACUACUCCUUGCGCUUCCACUGCGACCAACAAACAGAACAAAAGAAGAAGAAAAAGCACGGCAGCGUGGGGGACAGUAUCAGUGGGGCACCGUCAGCUCCGGGGAGCACAGCUGGAGAGAGAGAGACAGAGGCUGCGGCCCUCAAGCAUGGCCCGUCCCUCCCCCCCGAGAGGAAGCAAGCCCCGGCUCCCUGGAAGGACUCUGCUGAAAGCCCUCCCAGCCAGUCUCCUCUUGCAGCCCAGCCUGGGCCCCCAGCAGCCAGCAGCCAGCCCCCGGCUCCAGAGCAGGACAGGGCAGCAAACAGAACGCCCUUGGCCCAGAAGCCAGCCCUGGCUCCCAAGCCCGCGGGCCAGACUCCACCGUCCUCCCCGAUCUCCAAGCUGAGCAGGCCCUACUUGGUGGAGCUGUUGGCUCGCCGGGCGGGGAAGCCUGACCCGGAGCCCGGCGAGCCGUGCAAGGAGGGCCGGGACAACGGGGACCCCCGGAUACCCUCAGCCCCGACGACUGAGGAGAGGAAGGACCAGAAGCGGGAUGAGGAGGAAGAGGUGGAAACAGAGAGGAAGCCAGCUUCCCCGGCUCCGUCUGCCGCCCGGCAAGAAAAGCCUUCCGCAACACCCGAGGCGGGGAGGAAAGAAAAGCCGACGCUUCAGAGCAGACACUCUCUAGACGGCUCCAAACUUGCGGAGAAAGUUGAAACCGCGCAGCCACUGUGGAUAACGUUGGCACUGCAAAAGCAGAAGGGGUUUCGGGAGCAGCAAGCGACUCGAGAGGAGAGGAAGCAAGCCAGGGAAGCCAAACAGGCAGAAAAGCUCUCCAAAGGAAACGUCAGUGUCAGCCCGCAGCCUGGAAGCAGCAGUGUCAGCAGAGCUGGUUCCCUGCACAAGUCCACCGCUCAGCCGGAAGAGAAGAAGCCAGAGACAGCAGCGUCCAGGCUCGAGCGCCGAGAACAGCUGAAAAAGGCCAACACUCUUCCUACAUCUGUGACAGUGGAGAUCUCUGAUUCGGCUCCCCCAGCACCACUGGUGAAAGAAGUCACAAAGAGAUUCUCUACCCCAGACGCUGCCCCCGUGUCAACAGAACCAGCCUGGCUGGCUUUGGCCAAAAGGAAAGCCAAGGCCUGGAGCGACUGUCCACAGAUUAUUAAGUAAAGAGUGACUCUUAUCCAUUCCUAUUGCCAGUUAUUGGCUCUUCUCUUGCCCUUUUUAUUUAUUUAUUUUUUAUAUGAGGUAAAGAAAGAAACGAAGCUAGGGAAAAGCAGCAUGUUUUAUAGGCUCUAAAAUAAUGUUUAGAAACUGAACUGGUGGUGUUCCUUGUAAAGAGUGUAUUUGCACAACCCUAGGUUCUGGUGCCUUGAGCUCCUCCUAGUUCUAAAGAGAAAAUUCCGUCCUAGGGACCACAUGAAGCAAAAUCUCCAGACUGAGAACUUCUCACGAGAGCCUGCCACACCCAUUCCAUGGCCCUUCCACACACAUACACCCACACACCAUUCAGAAGAUGUACUUUUGCCAAUCUUUGUAAUAGUUUUCUUGAUUCUGUACUCCUGUUUCUUUUUUCCAAACCAUUUACCAUGUGCUUGGGGAUUUCUACCCUUUUCUGUAGUGAUAGUGAAAGGAUCUAAUAUAAACAAGAGUGCCCAUUCGCCUGAAUGCAGUGAGUAACUGGGAAUUUCAAGUAAAAGUCUGGCUCCCAACUCUUUGCCCAUGUCUGCUUCUCAUGAUUUUGCCCCAACAGGAAACGGUAACAAACACAGACAGCGAGUCCAUUGACUCUUCUACUGCACUGUUGAGCUACAGGCCCCGUUAUACCACAACUCUCCUCAAGGACAUGUUAACCAUUUGGCCCAGCUGGCUCCUAGGGAAUAUUUUUAUUUAAAAUGAUUUAAAAAGAAAAAAGAAGCUACAAAUUCUCUGUCUCUGAGAAUCCCCGUCUAGUGCAGUUGUUCUUAAGAAGUUCAGGCUCCAUCCCAGACCUACUCAAUCAUCAGAGAUCCUGUGAGGAUGGGGCCAGAUGUGUAUAUUCUGGUAAAAACUCUUCAGAUGACUUCCGGUAUAUCACAGAGGUUGAGAAGCGUGGGACACACUGCUUCUAGUGUAAUCUAGUUUUUAAAACUCUGAAGGGGAGGCUCAUUUCACCCAAAGCAGCAAAGGUGAGACGACAGGAAAAAUAAUAAAACCACCCCCCAAACCAGCCAUUCAUUACAGGGCAUAAAAGAGUCUAUUGACAUUACAUGUCUCUGAAAAUCUUUUAAAUCUUUAGGGAAAGUUAACAGUAAGACAAGAUUUGAAGCCUUUGUACUAAGGACUUCCCGUGGGAAGUUUCUUUCUUUACCAUAAUCAAGUAAUUCAUAUUUAGAGUCAAAUGUUCAAUAGCAUUUAUAAUGUCGAGCAUUCACCUUGCUACCUUUAAAAACAUCUCAGAGUUUUAAGUGGCCUUGUUGUUAUACACGUGAUUAAAAAAAAAGGACUUGGCAAUUUAAAAGCCACAUAUAUUCACUUUUAUUUCCCUAAAUUUGCUUUACAUGACACACAGACAGACAUACAGCAAACCCACAUAUUGCUGGUACUAACCUACAUUUCAUGGUGUUGGCAUAUUACCUUUUUCUUCAAUCCUGACUUCAAAAUCUAAGUACAAAUCCUUUGCCUAGUGCAGCAGGGGAAGGAAUUACAUCCUUUUUUCCUCUCCUACAAAAACACAUUAGUAUUUUAUUAGUGUCAUUUUCCUCUAUGCUUACUCAAUAGACAGACAGUGUGCUGUUACACCAUUAUGUACCUUAAAGAAAGGAUGACAGCAAAGUUGUUUACCAUAUACAAGGCAUUUUCUUUCUGGAAAUGAUGGCUCAGCCUCAUGGUAGCAGCUGGCAUGUGUGGUGAAGUGUGGAUAGUUGUACUUUUGCAAGUUGGAGUUAAUAUUAUAUAUAGUGGACCUUCAGACUGUUAAGAAUCAAUGGAACGUUAAUUUUUUUUAUGGCUAUGAGAAGCAAUUAAUAUUCCACUGCAUGUUUUCCACAGUAAUGUUCAUUUCUAAAUCAAAUAUGUAGACAUUUGUUAGUUUCAAUGAUUUCCUCACUAAUAUAACACUUCUUAAUAGGAAUCUUUCCACCUAGAGCCCUGGAAUUAUACUGCUACAUUAAUUCUUCUGCAUUGUCUUUUUCUGUCAUCCUGUCAGCUUUGAAUAAUAUCACAGUAAUUGCAGAGAACAGGUGAAUAAAUCAGAUCAUUAACAAAGAAUGGUAGACAAGUCAACUCUGUACUGGCUUACCUACCACUGAUCCCAUACAAAGGAGGAGAAAUACCUCAGUUAAAAAAUUUCCAUCAAAAUCUUUUUAAGAGUAUACUGAGGAAAGUAUACUGGACGUAAGUCAUAGCACUUACUUUCAACAACUUCUAAAGGCUACAUGUUUAAUAUUUCAUGUAAAAAUUACUCCUACUUUGCACUAAAUACCAAUGAAGUGUUAUUUUGCUUUAGUUGUGUUGCAGUCUUUUCUGACCAACAAACUAUGGGGGAAAUUCUAUAAAGCAUAUAAAAACUUCAAAACUUAAAAGAAAUGAAUGAUUGCUAGUUAAAUACACAAGCUUUUUUUUUUUUUUUAAUUUAAACAAACAUACACUUCUCCUGGCAAGGUUAUAGAUGAUUAACCUCUGUUCAUAAGACAUAUUACAAAACUAGAGGUUUUUUCUUUACUUUUUUAAUUUUUCAAGUGCAAUUGUUUCUUAUAUAUUAAUUACUAUUAAAUUAUCAUUUUAGCCAGUUAUUAGCAAAUUGUAGUAUGUAUUCAUUGUCUCUUCUUGUGAUGUUUAGUUUUAAUUGCUUAUUUUAAAGCAGAAACAUUAGUUACAAGUGUCUUGCAAUAUUUUUAUCAACAAUAAAAUGAAGUAGAGACUUAACAAUAAAAAUACCUUAGUGUGAUUUUAUUAUUAUUUUGAGAUUUUGGUUGUAUAAAGUUUUAAUGUAAAAUGUCCAUUAUUGAAGGAAAAAGAUCUUUCAAUAAAAAAUACCCACAAGAUCUUUGGCACUGAUGGAAUUUCAAGCUGAAGUUUUUAUUGAUUUCAAUGACCAUCUAUAGAAAGCUUGUAUUUAUACAGCUUUUGUUGAGAAAGAAAAAUUUCAAGGCAUUUUAUAUGGUACCUUAUUAUACUUUUAACUAGAUGUUUUCGGAGAAAAAUAAUGAUUAGGGACAAAUAAAAUGUUUAUCUCAAUCCUAAAUUGGAACUGAAUGGUCUGGCAUCUCAGACAAAAUGAUCCUACAACCUCUUUACUCAAAGCGUGGGCCAUGGAACAACAGCAUGGGCACAAGCCAAGAGCAUGUGAGAAACGCAGCUUAGGGCCGCAGACCAGACCUACUGACUCACAAGGCCAGACAAGGGCAAAGUGAGUGACGUGAGCAAGGCACUUGCCUUUGGUGUCAAAAAACCAAGUAAUUAAGAGGAAUGCUAUUUUAAUGCAAUAUUUUAAAGAUCAAGGUUAACGCAAAUUCCAUGAUGAACAAAUACCAAAAUUUUAAAUAAAGACAGGGUCAGUAUUACUGAUUUUUCCUUUUGCCUCAGUCUCCAGUGUGGCUAAGCCAAGCCCCCCUCCUUCCAGCCCUCUCAAUUGGAAUGUGCAUUUAGCAAGAGCUCCAGGUGGUUAAUACAUUAAAGACGAAUCCGCACGGGUCUAAAACCUGGCAGAAGAUAUGUUCUUUUGGGCCAGCCAUGGCCUCAAUCCCCUUUCUGUGUUUGUGGAAAUCUCUACCUUGUGGGUCUUGGUAGAGGGCAGCACUCACCUUCUACCACAGCUGAAAUGCCUGUUAGGUGCCUUCCUAUACUCUCUCGUGGGCAUAACAACAUGUUUCACUUCAAAUUGGAAGGGACUGUGGUUUGGGAGCAACUGACCAAAAGAUGGGACUGUGAGGAAGUCUGGCAGUGGUAGGAAACAGUGUCCAGCAUUAGUGGGGUCAGCCAUAAGGUAAGCAUUUAGAGCCUCAAGGACAGCAGCUGUCUUCUGGCCGAAAUGAUAUUUCAGGCAUUCAUUGUUUCUGGCUGUAUAUAGCUCUAGCCCUCUCUGUAAUUCUGCAAGAGACUCAAUAUUCUUUUAAAAAUUCAUUCUGGAGGCCAAGACAGUGGAAUAGAAAGACCCUGAGCUCACCUUCUUUCAUGGGCACACCAAAAUCACAACUAUUUGCAGAAUAACCUUUGAUGAAAAAUACCAGAACCUUCCAGAAAAGAUCUUCUACAACUAAAGACAUAAAGAAGGAAACACAACAAGAUGGGUAGAAGGGUAGGAUUUGCGAUAUAGUCAAGUCCCAUACCCCUGGAAGGAAGACCCAAAUAUAGGAGAAUAACUACAUUGCAGAGGUUCUCCCAAAGCACUAUGAGGUCUGAGCCCCACAUCGGGCUCCCCAGCCCAGGGGCCCUGCACCAGGAAGACAAGCCUCCAGAGCAUUUUGCUUUGAAGGCCAGUCAGGUUUACUUUCAGGAGUCCCAGAGGGCUGGGGGAAAGAGAGACUUCAUUCUUAAAGGGCACACACAAAAUCUCACAUGCUCCAGGACCCAGGGCAAAAGCAGUCAUUUGAUAGAAGCCUGGAUUAGACCUACCUGCUGAUCUUGGAGAGUCUUCUAAAGAGGCAGGAAGCAGCUGCAGCUCACCCUGAGGACGUAGACAAUGGCGGCAGCCAUUCUUGGGAGUUCCUUCUACCACGUGGACAUUGGUGUUGGCAAGGGCCAUUGUCGAAUCCUCCCUUUGGUUUUUAGCCCCAAGACCCAGCCCUGCCCUGGCCGUACUGUCCAGGCAGCCAGUUCUAGCCUCUGGACCAGCCUCAGCCACCAGAGGGCAGACACCAGAUGCAA
This is a messenger RNA of Balaenoptera musculus (blue whale), 8484 nucleotides long. RefSeq names its product capping protein inhibiting regulator of actin dynamics (gene CRACD). NCBI's taxonomy places the organism in Eukaryota, Metazoa, Chordata, Mammalia, Artiodactyla, Balaenopteridae. Gene Ontology annotation, biological process: negative regulation of barbed-end actin filament capping; maintenance of gastrointestinal epithelium. The record is from RefSeq and is a predicted model, not a curated record. The transcript is spliced from 9 exons. The coding region runs from base 76 to 3807 and encodes 1243 amino acids.